CUCCUCCUCCCUCUCCUCUCCGCCGCCUCCGUCCUCCUCCGCCUCCCCCUCCUGCUCUCGUCCUCUCCGCUACGCCCACGGCGCACCCUCCCGGUCCCGGUCGUCAGUGUCGGCAACCUCACCUGGGGCGGCAACGGGAAGACGCCCAUGGUCGACUUCCUGGCCCGCCGGUUUCACAACAUUGGCAUCUCUCCGCUCAUCCUAACAAGGGGUUAUGCCGGAGGCGAUGAAUCCAAGAUGCUCCAGAGGCGCCUUGCUGAUACUACCACUAAGCUUGGGAUUGGUGCAAAUAGGGCUGCUGUGGCUUCCUCAAUGCUGCAAAAGUAUGGCUAUGUGAAUCCUUGUGAGGCCUUCCUCGGGGAGAAUCUUUUGUCAGCACCCAGCCGGGUGGUAAACGCUGCAAUUGCCAAAAUCGGAGUGGCUAUACUGGAUGAUGGAAUGCAGCACCGGAGCUUGCUUCGAGAUGUGGAGAUUGUGAUGGUCAAUGGGCUGACACCUUGGGGAAACGGUCAUUUCAUUCCACGAGGACCCAUGAGGGAACCCUUGAGCGCACUUACUCGUGCUGAUAUACUGGUUAUUCAUCAUGCGAAUCUGGCUUCUGAAGCACAACUGGAAAAUAUUAAAUGUACAGUCCAAGAUAGUGGCGCGACAUGUCCAGUGUUCUUCAGCAAAUUGGCCCCGUCACAUAUUUUUGAGAUUAAUAAACCACUACAGAGACUGCCUCUUAGGGUGCUGGAUGGCAUGGUUGUGCUAUGUGUUUCCGCAAUUGGUUGCCCAGAUGCUUUCAUAAAUACAGUUAGUGAGAUUGGUCCAAUCAAGAUUGAUAGGUUGGAUUUCAGUGAUCACCAUUUCUUCCGUGAUCAUGACCUAGAGUUAAUCCAAGAAAAGGCGAGGAAGCUUGGGGAUCAACAUAACAAAGAGACUGUCGUCUUAGUUACAGAGAAGGAUUACGACCGCGGUCCAGAUGUCCUUGGGAUGGUGGACGCAAAGGUUUGGGUCCUGUCUUCUUCUUUGCAAAUUAUGCCCCUCAAGGAACAAGGAGAAGAGGAAUUGAUGAAGAAAGUAAAGGACAUUAUUACAAGAACUAGGCGUGCAAAAUAACACAGAGGGAGGGCCUAGCCAUGAGUUGCUGAUCAUUUGGUUAUAUCCAGCUAAAAAAUUCUUGAAGCAAAACAAUGCUGCCAUUGGGGCCUGUCACUUAUGUACCAUGUUAUGUCGCUGUUUAACUGGUUAGUUAAAAUCCUGUGUCGGUGCUCUGGAACAUUCAGAACUUAAGAGUUUUCAACUGGGUCAGUGGUCUGAAGCUCCACAUCAGGGUAAUGAGAAAGGUGUUUCUCUUCUGUUGUUCA
Molecule: messenger RNA, 1349 nt
Organism: Lolium rigidum
Lineage: Eukaryota; Viridiplantae; Streptophyta; Magnoliopsida; Poales; Poaceae
Product: probable tetraacyldisaccharide 4'-kinase, mitochondrial
Exons: 7
Coding region: 148-1101 (317 amino acids)
Biological process (GO): lipid A biosynthetic process
Molecular function (GO): ATP binding; lipid-A 4'-kinase activity
Source: RefSeq, a predicted model, not a curated record